Molecule: messenger RNA, 1707 nt
Organism: Linum tenue
Lineage: Eukaryota; Viridiplantae; Streptophyta; Magnoliopsida; Malpighiales; Linaceae
Source: the annotation of a GenBank genome assembly
AUGGCGACCAAGAGCCAAUUCCUCCCGCCGAUCCUCCCAAUCCCGCUAUGUUUGUUCAUCGCUUUCCUGCCGGAAGCUGCCCCGUCGUGGCCUCUCCCCUCAGAGAUAGCCGCUGGAGGCGCCUGGGUUCUCCUCCACCAAAGCAUUGGCAUCUCCGUAAUGCACAUGCAGGUUCUCCGAAACAACAAGGUCAUGAUGUUCGACCGCACCGACUUCGGCACUUCCAACAUCUCCCUCCCCGACGGCAAGUGCCGCUUCGACGUCACCCUCUCCCCCGUCGACUGCACGGCGCAUUCGGUCCUCUAUGACCUCGCUUCCAACACCAUCCGCCCUCUCGUACUUCAAACCAACACCUGGUGCUCGUCCGGAUCUCUCGACGCCGACGGCACCCUCAUCCAAACCGGCGGCCAUGACGAGGGCGAGCGAGUCGUUCGGUCGUUCGCACCCUGCGACGACAAUUCCUGCGAUUGGGUGGAGCUUUACGACACCAGUCUGAUGAAUCGGCGGUGGUACGCGACCAAUCAGAUCCUCCCCGACGGUAGGAUCAUUAUCGUCGGCGGGAGGAGUGUCUUCACCUACGAGUUCUACCCCAAAAGCUCCUCCUCCUCCUCCCAAUUUGACAACCAGACGCUCAAUUUCCUGUGGGAGACCCGAGACCCGGACGAAGAGAACAAUCUCUACCCGUUCCUCCACCUUUUGCCCGACGGAAAUCUCUUCAUCUUCGCCAACAAUCGGUCCAUCCUGUUCGAUUACUCUGCCAAUCAAGUGAUCAAGGAGUACCCUGUAAUGCCCGGCGGCGACCGGCGGAAUUACCCCUGCACCGGGUCCUCUGUUCUGCUUCCGCUCCGAUUAACAGAAUGCAACGCAGUUGGGAUCCCCUGCGCCACCCCUACGGCGGAGGUGAUGAUCUGCGGCGGCGCUCCACCGGGAGCGUUCGCCAAGGCCAACAACCAGAGCAUUUAUGUGGAAGCGUCGAGGACCUGCGGCAGGAUGACGGUAUCCGACCCGAAUCCGCAAUGGGUCAUGGAGCAGAUGCCGGGUCCCCGUCUCAUGAGCGAUAUGAUACUCUUGCCCACCGGAGAUAUCAUCCUCAUCAACGGCGCCGCGAGAGGCAGCGCCGGUUGGAACAAUGCCCGUGACCCUGUUUACAACCCGUUCCUCUACCUUCCCGACGAAGAAGACCCGUCUCGGAGAUUCAUCAUUCUCCCACCGUCGACGACGGCGAGACUGUAUCACUCGACGGCGGCGCUGUCGCCAGACGGGAGGAUUUUGGUGGGCGGGAGCAACCCGCACCCGACAUACAACUUCACGGCGGGUCCUUACCUGACUGAGCUAAGCCUGGAAGCGUUUGAUCCAGGGUAUCUCAACCCGGACUAUGCCCAUCUGCGGCCGUCGAUCUUGACCGUGGAAUCCUCCAUUGACGGGACAGUGAAGUAUCAGGAGAUGUUCUCUGUUUCGUUGAUGCUGCCGUUUCCCGAUCCUUAUGAACCGGUGGCCGUGGUGCUGAUUGCGCCGUCGUUCAGCACGCAUUCGUUCGGAAUGAACCAGAGGAUGGUUGUGCUGGGAGUGGAACGACAGCCUAGAUUUGGCCUUAAAAUGAACGUCAUCGGGCCGAAAGAUGUAAAUGUAGCUCCUCCUGGUUACUAUAUGUUGUUCAUAGUCCACCAUGGCAUUCCUAGCCCUGCUGUCUGGGUUAAGGUCAGAUGA